This is a messenger RNA of Cavia porcellus (domestic guinea pig), 4076 nucleotides long. RefSeq names its product diacylglycerol kinase zeta (gene Dgkz). Gene Ontology annotation, molecular function: protein binding; ATP-dependent diacylglycerol kinase activity. Gene Ontology annotation, cellular component: nucleus. The transcript has 32 exons. NCBI's taxonomy places the organism in Eukaryota, Metazoa, Chordata, Mammalia, Rodentia, Caviidae. Gene Ontology annotation, biological process: lipid phosphorylation; intracellular signal transduction; diacylglycerol metabolic process. The coding region runs from base 100 to 3483 and encodes 1127 amino acids. The record is from RefSeq and is a predicted model, not a curated record.
CAGGCACAGGCAGCAGCGGCAGCAGGAGCCAGAGCUGGCGACCCCGGCCCACCUCCUACCAGCCACUCUCCUUCCAGAUCAGCCCCAGCCCGGCCUGGCAUGGAGACCUUCUUUAGGAAACACUUCCAGCGGAAGGCACCAGGCCCUGGAGAGGGACGGCGGUGGCCUACUGCAGGGCUGCCCACCAGCAAGGCCCGGCGACGCUCACCUGCUGGGCAGGCCUCCUCCUUACUGGCAGAGCGGCGCCGCUCCAGUGCCCAACUCCAGGGUUGCCUCCCAGGCUGUGGGCUAGGUGCCCGGGGAGCCAGCUGCCGCCGGCGUUCUAGCACUGCACCCCCUACCUGCAACCCCCGCUUCGUUGUGAAUGAGGUGCCUGCCUUGCUGCCUGCUGCCACCGGGGCCCAGGGUCGGGGCGCACCUCUACUGCUGGCUGCACUUGUGGGCAUGCAGGAGGAGGGAGUCCAGGAAGAGGAGGUGAUGGCCAGGGCAUCCAGCUCUACUCAGCCUGGCACCGGGAUGCCAGAGCCCGCUGUGCACCGGGGUCCUUGGCCACUGCUGCCUGUACCUCGGUGUCUGCGCAAGGCAUCCUCCCACCUGCUACCUGCUGACAUGCUGUACGACCAUACCCUCUGGGGCCUGCAUGGCCACUAUCGUCGCCUCAGCCAGCGGUGGCCCUCAGGCCAACAGUCUAGCCCUGGCCGAAGAGCCUCGGGCUCCUCCCUCAGCCCCACCAUCCCUGCCAGGGUGCGCCUGCUGUCCCGCAGGCGCCAGGUAGCCCUGCGGCGCAAGGCAGCGGCAGGACCCCAGGCCUGGAGCACCCUCCUCGUGAAAGCCAUCACCAAGUCGGGCCUCCAGCACCUGGCACCGCCCCCUCCCACCCUUGGGGCCCCGUGUGGCGAAUCUGAGCGUCAGAUACGGAGCACUGUGGACUGGAGUGAGUCAGCCACAUAUGGGGAGCACAUCUGGUUUGAGACCAACGUGUCUGGGGACUUCUGCUAUGUUGGGGAGCAGUACUGCGUGGCCAAGAUGCUGCAGAAAUCGGUGCCCAGGAAAAAGUGUGCAGCCUGCAAGAUCGUGGUCCACACCCCCUGCAUUGAGCAGCUGGAGAAGAUAAACUUCCGCUGUAAGCCAUCUUUUCGGGAAUCCGGCUCGAGGAAUAUCCGAGAACCGACCUUCGUACGCCACCAUUGGGUGCACAGGCGGCGGCAGGAUGGCAAGUGCCGGCACUGCGGGAAGGGCUUCCAGCAAAAGUUCGCAUUCCACAGCAAGGAGAUUGUGGCCAUCAGCUGCUCCUGGUGCAAGCAGGCGUACCACAGCAAGGUGUCAUGCUUCAUGCUGCAGCAGAUCGAGGAGCCCUGCUCCCUGGGGGUCCAUGCAGCCGUGGUCAUCCCGCCCACCUGGAUCCUCCGCGCCCGGAGGCCCCAGAACACCCUCAAGGCCAGCAAAAAGAAGAAGAGAGCAUCCUUCAAGAGGAAAUCCAGCAAGAAGGGGCCUGAGGAGAGCCGCUGGAGACCCUUCAUCAUCAGGCCCACCCCAUCCCCACUCAUGAAGCCCCUGCUGGUGUUUGUGAACCCCAAGAGUGGAGGCAACCAGGGUGCCAAGAUCAUCCAGUCCUUCCUCUGGUACCUCAACCCCCGGCAAGUCUUUGACUUGAGCCAGGGCGGGCCCAAGGAGGCACUGGAAAUGUACCGCAAAGUGCACAACCUGCGGAUCCUGGCGUGUGGGGGUGACGGCACGGUCGGCUGGAUUCUUUCCACACUGGACCAGCUGCGCCUGAAACCACCGCCCCCUGUGGCCAUCCUGCCUCUAGGAACGGGCAACGACUUGGCUCGAACCCUUAACUGGGGUGGGGGCUACACUGAUGAGCCCGUGUCCAAGAUCCUGUCCCACGUGGAAGAGGGCAAUGUGGUGCAGCUAGAUCGCUGGGACCUCCGGGCUGAGCCCAACCCUGAGGCGGGGCCUGAGGAGCGAGAUGAGGGUGCCACUGACAGGCUGCCCCUGGAUGUCUUCAAUAACUACUUCAGCCUGGGCUUCGACGCCCACGUCACCCUGGAGUUUCAUGAGUCUCGAGAGGCCAACCCUGAGAAAUUCAACAGCCGCUUCCGGAACAAGAUGUUCUAUGCCGGGACAGCCUUCUCUGACUUCCUGAUGGGCAGUUCCAAGGACCUGGCCAAGCACAUCCGAGUUGUGUGUGACGGGAUGGACCUGACCCCCAAGAUUCAGGACCUCAAACCCCAGUGCAUCGUUUUCCUGAACAUCCCCAGGUACUGUGCAGGCACCAUGCCUUGGGGCCACCCUGGGGAACACCACGACUUUGAGCCUCAGCGGCAUGACGAUGGCUACCUCGAGGUCAUUGGCUUCACCAUGACAUCCCUGGCAGCGCUGCAGGUGGGCGGGCACGGCGAGCGGCUGACACAGUGCCGUGAGGUGCUGCUCACCACGGCCAAGGCCAUCCCAGUGCAGGUGGACGGCGAGCCCUGCAAGCUGGCGGCCUCACGCAUCCGCAUUGCGCUGCGCAAUCAGGCCACCAUGGUGCAGAAGGCCAAGCGGCGCAGUGCUGCACCCCUGCACAGCGAGUAUGACCCCGCCUCAGCCGCCCCUUUCCAGCAGCCUGUCCCAGAGCAGCUUCGGAUCCAGGUGAGCAGGGUCAGCAUGCACGACUAUGAGGCCCUGCACUAUGACAAGGAGCAGCUCAAGGAGGCCUCCGUGCCCCUGGGCACUGUGGUAGUCCCCGGAGACAGCGACCUAGAGCUCUGCCGUGCCCACAUUGAGAAGCUGCAGCAGGAGUCCGAUGGUGCUGGAGCCAAGUCCCCAACGUGCCAGAAACUGUCACCCAAGUGGUGUUUCCUGGAUGCCACCACAGCCAGCCGCUUCUACAGGAUCGACCGCGCGCAGGAGCACCUCAACUACGUGACCGAGAUUGCACAGGACGAGAUUUAUAUCCUGGAUCCCGAGCUGCUGGGGGCAUCGGCCAGGCCCGACCUCCCCACCCCCACGUCCCCUCUCCCUUCCUCCCCCUGCUCCCCUACGCCCCGGUCACUGCAAGGGGACACUGUACCCCCUCCAGGUGAGGCGCUGAUUGAGGCCGCCCAGAGGAAUGACUUCUGUAAGCUACAGGAGCUACACCGAGCUGGGGGGGACCUUGUGCACCGGGACUCACGGGGUCGCACGCUCCUGCACCAUGCAGUCAGCGCGGGCAGCAAGGAGGUGGUCCGCUACCUGCUGGACCAUGCACCCCCAGAGAUCCUCGAUGCUGUGGAGGAGAACGGGGAGACCUGCCUGCACCAAGCAGCAGCCCUGGGCCAGCGCACCAUCUGCCACUACAUUGUGGAAGCCGGCGCCUCCCUCAUGAAGACAGACCAGCAGGGCGACACCCCUCGGCAACGGGCAGAGAAGGCGCAGGACACUGAGCUUGCCGCAUACCUGGAGAACAGGCAGCACUACCAGAUGAUCCAGCGUGAGGACCAGGAGACCGCUGUGUAGACACAGCCCAGAGGCCCCCCGGGCAGCAGAGGGACUGCCAAAGAUGAACUGCCCCUGGUGUGCAUCUCACUGCCACAUUCCAGUCGCAGCAGCCAGGAGGGGGACCCUCCUCCAGGGAAGGAGCUGCCCUGAUGAUCUAGGGACUCUGAGGAGCUGGGGCGGUCACCUGCCUCCCCCCACCCCCACCCCGAAGCCCCCAUCCUGUCCACCAGGCUCAUAGGGAGCAGGAACCGGGCAGCUGGGCCACUGCAGGACAGCCUCGCCCUCAGCCCCCGGCAGGUGCUCUCUCUGAGGAUUGGGGGCAGGGCACAGCCCAGAGCUUCCGGAAGAGGUUCUUGCCACCAGGUCCCCAGGGCCUGCAGCGCUCCCGGGUUCGCGGACCCUGUCCCUGCUUACCACCCUCCCACCUCCACCCGGAAUGGCCUGCUGCCUUGGCCUGCCCUGGUCUGCUUGGCACCCGACCUUGGUGACCCUCCCGUGUUCCCAGCGUUUCACGUGGACUGUGCAGCCUGGGACCGGGGUGGGAGGGCAGGGUUCUCGGUGACAUGUUUACAGCUGGGUGUGACUCAGUAAAGUGGAUAUUUUUCGCUUUU